GACGCCUUCCCGCUGCACCUGCUGGCCUGGCACAACCGGCACCAGGCGCUGGAGAGCGAGCUGCGCAUGGGGCAGCACGAUAUCGAGUUGAUCGACCCACGGGGCCGCACGCCUCUGGAGCUGGCUGUGUCACUGGGCAACCUCGAGUCGGCCCGGGUGCUGCUGCGACACAACGCCAACGUGGGCAGGGAGAAUGCCAAUGGCUGGACAGUCCUGCAGGAGGCCGUCAGCACUGGGGACCCUGAGAUGGUGCAGCUGGUGCUCCAAUACCGCGACUACCAGCGUGCCACCAACCGCCUGGCUGGCAUCCCCGAGCUGCUCAACAAACUGCGCAAGGCCCCUGAUUUCUACGUGGAGAUGAAGUGGGAAUUCACCAGCUGGGUGCCCCUGGUCUCCAAGGUGUGCCCGAGUGAUGUGUACCGGGUGUGGAAGCGCGGCGAGAGCCUGCGGGUCGACACCACCCUGCUGGGCUUCGAGCACAUGACCUGGCAGCGUGGGCGGCGCAGCUAUAUCUUCAAGGGGGAAGAGGAGGGUGCUGUGGUGAUGGAGGUGGAUCACGACAAGCAGGUGGUCUACACGGAGACGCUGUCGCUUGCCCUGCACGAGCCGGAGCUGAUGCUGGCUGCCAUGCAGCCCACCGAGGAGCAUGUGGCCAGCCGGCUGACCUCGCCCGUUGUCUCCACCCACCUCGACACCAAGAACAUCGCCUUCGAGCGGAACAAGUCUGGGAUCUGGGGCUGGCGCUCGGAGAAGAUGGAAGUGAUCAGUGGCUAUGAAGCCAAGGUUUACAGCGCCAGCAACGUGGAGCUCAUCACUAAAACAAGAACCGAGCACCUAUCGGACCAGGACAAGUCCCGCACCAAAGGCUCCAAGACACCCUUCCAGUCCUUCCUGGGGAUCGCCCAGCAGCAUGCCUCCCACAACGGGGCCCCCGUGCUGCAGUCCGCCACUCUCACCAACCCCACGGCCAUCACCCCCGAGGAGUACUUCGACCCCAGCUUCAACCUGGAGGCCCGCAACAUUGGCCGCCCUAUUGAGAUGUCCAACAAGGUGCAGAGGUUCAAGGCCACGCUGUGGCUGUGCGAGGAUCACCCCCUGUCGCUGGUGGAGCAGGUGACGCCCAUCAUCGACCUCAUGGCCAUCAGCAACGCCCACUUCGCCAAGCUGCGUGAUUUCAUCACCCUCAAGCUGCCGCCCGGCUUCCCCGUCAAAAUUGAGAUCCCCCUCUUCCAUGUGCUCAAUGCACGAAUCACCUUCAGCAACCUGUGUGGGUGUGAUGAGUCGCUGAGCUCCGUGCGAGUCUGCGGCCCUGCCCCCAGCUCCUCCCCAGGGGAUGCCAGAGAGCCAGCUGCAGGGGCAGAGGCGCCCCCCAACCCCAAAGGCUGCGAGGUGGACCCGGUGGUGUUCGAGGUGCCCCAGGGCUACACUAUGCUGGGUGCUGGCCGCAAUGAGCCCAUGCGGGACGAGGAUGACGACCUGCUGCAGUUUGCCAUCCAGCAGAGCCUGCUCGAUGCUGGCACCGAGACCGACCAGGUCACUAUCUGGGAGGCGCUAACCAACACACGUCCAGGCUCCAACCCCCCUUCCUAUGACGAAGAGUUGCAGCUGGAGCGCAUCGUCCCUCCUGAUGACAGCCCGGCCCCCAGCACCAAUGGCUCCUCCUCCUCGGCCCUGCCUCCCCCGGCCUACCCCAGCUUCGACGAGCAGCUGCGCCUGGCCAUGGAGCUGUCGUCGCGGGAGCAGGAGGAGCAGGAGCGCCGGCAGCGUGAGGAGGAUGAGGAGCUGCAGCGCAUCCUCCAGCUCUCCCUGACGGAGAAGUAAUGCCCAGCCUACCAGCAGGGGGCCCUGAACCCAGCCUCCCCCAAGACUCCCAGGGGCUCCCCAGUGCCCUGGCUUUGCUGUUGUAUUUUUAACCUUGAGGGGGGAUACCCGUCCCAUUCCCCACCCCCUGUCUUGCAGGGGGCAGGACUGGACUUGUCGAGACACCCUCUGCCUUUCCCAGGGCUCUCAGUCCCGCUGCCUCUUGGGUCUUAUUUAAUUUAACUCCUUUUUUUUUUUUUUUUU
This is a messenger RNA of Emys orbicularis (European pond turtle), 2064 nucleotides long. It is a transcript of the gene ANKRD13D, whose product is annotated as ankyrin repeat domain 13D. NCBI's taxonomy places the organism in Eukaryota, Metazoa, Chordata, Testudines, Emydidae. Bases 67 to 1821 code for a protein of 584 amino acids. The record is from RefSeq and is a predicted model, not a curated record. Gene Ontology annotation, molecular function: protein binding. Gene Ontology annotation, cellular component: cytoplasm. The transcript has 15 exons.